Molecule: messenger RNA, 1566 nt
Organism: Colius striatus (speckled mousebird)
Lineage: Eukaryota; Metazoa; Chordata; Aves; Coliiformes; Coliidae
Gene: GDF15
Product: growth differentiation factor 15
Exons: 2
Coding region: 112-1218 (368 amino acids)
Biological process (GO): SMAD protein signal transduction
Cellular component (GO): extracellular region
Molecular function (GO): growth factor activity; cytokine activity
Source: RefSeq, a predicted model, not a curated record
UAUAAAGUCAGGUCUGGUCCCCUUCAUUCAUUCUCUCCGCAGCAUCGCCAGGAGCCACACGCACAUCCAGCCCCGAAAGGAACCGCGGCGGGAGCGGCGGCCGCCUGAGCGAUGCCGAAGGUGCCGCGGGGUGCCGGGACCGUCCUCACCUGCCUCCAGCUCCUGCUGCUUCUCACGGGCGUGGAGCCGCGGCCCCGCGCGUGGGGCGAGGACAGGACCCAGCUGGAAGCCGUCAAAAAGGGGAUCCUGGAGCGGCUGGGGAUGUCGGCUCCCCCCGUCAUCCGGCACGGGCUGGACCGGGAGAGCAUCCGGAGAGCGCAGCGGCUCUACCAGCAGAGAGUGGCUGAGCUCACGGGGAACCGGAGCCGGGAGGAGGAGGGAGCUGAGCUCGGCACCAGGCGCCGGCAUCGCCUGACCCCGACGCUGCUGCACCAACCAGACACUUCCCAGGGACUUCAGGACCCCCAGGGACACCAGGACCCCCACGGUCCCUACCGCUACCACCUCCUCCUGUCCCGCACGGAGGAUUUCCAGCGGCAGCUCCGGGUGGUGCAGGCACAGCUGAAGCUCUUCAAGCACUCGCCAGCGUCCCCUGACGUGUCCCCACUCGCUGUCUCGGUGCCCCCUCGGGUCAGCAUCUACAGGCUGAGGGGGGAUCACGGGACCCCGCAGCUGCUGCAUAGCCAAGAACUGGACCGUGAAGCCCUGAGCCUGGAUCUCACGGUGGCUGUGCAGGCCUGGGCUGCCAGCCCUGAGGACACGCUGCACCUGGAGCUGGCCUUUACAGCCAACGUCUCAGCCUCGCUGGCUGCCUCAGGAGGUGAGACCUUGGUGCUGGAGGUGGAAACCCACGAGCCCAGGAGCCGAGGGGCCCGCAGAGCGCGGGGCUUGGAGGAAGAAUGCGGGAAGAGCGAUGGGAAGUGCUGCCUCAAGUCGCUCAAGGUUUCUUUCCAGGACAUUGGCUGGUCAGACUGGAUCAUCGCCCCCAACAGCUACAACAUGAGGUUCUGUGAAGGUUCCUGCCCUCACAACUACAAGCCCGCCAGCAUGCACGCCCAGAUCAAAGCCCGCGUGCACUCCCUCUCCAAAGCCACCCCGCCGCCCUGCUGCGUCCCCGCUGCCUACGACCCCAUGGUGCUGAUGCACUACGAUGGCGAGGGCAGGCUGGUCUCCACUCUCUUUGAGGACAUGCUGGUCACCAAGUGCCACUGUGCCUGAUGGCAUCGCCCCCUGCCCACCUCCCCUGUGGCACGAAACGCCUCCGCGCCAGCCCCGGCUGUGCCAGCCAGCUCAGCCCCAGGGGCUCUGGUGUGAACCCCACUCCACAGGCCACAGAACUUGUUCCUCCUCCACUCUCCUCCCUUAUUUAAAACUCUAUUUGGUAGCUGGAUCUUCCUGCCCAAGGGACCCCAAAUGGGCUGGGGUGGGUCUGUCCCUGGGUGCCCACAGCCCACCCCGUGUCUGAGCAUCAUCUCUCCUCUGCUUACAGACUUAUUUAUACAAACUCUCUUAUUUAUUGCUAACUUAUUGUCUUUUAUAGCAAAAUACCUUUUUGGGGAAAGGGUU